AUGGACCAAGAAACCCACCUCGCUCACCAUGAGCAGACCUAUGGUCACGAUCAAUGGAGCGACAUGAGCCCUUACAUGCAGACGACAAUAUCGGAGUACGGCGGCGGCUUUGGCUACAUGCCUCCCAUCACACACGGGCUGCCCUCCGAGCAGCUGGGCCGGAUGCCGCCGUCGGCAACGCCACCCCAGCAGCCAUUACCUCAACAGCAUUCGCAACCGGCGCACCAUCCAACGCUGCCAAUGCUGAUGGUGCCGUCGCAUCCGACAUGGCCGAGCAUGCUCACGAACCCGAACGGAUACAACACGUCUCCUCCGGUCGCAAUACCACCUGCAUCGGCGCCGAUCCAGUCGCUGAAGACCACGAGGCCGGUGGCACCCCCGAUUGCGUCGCAACCCAGGAAAACGCUGACGGACGAUGACCGCCGCCGCAUGUGCCAGUAUCACAUCGAUAACCCCUCCAUGAAGCAGACCGAAAUUGGCGCGCUGUUUGGCGUGGAGCGAAGCACGGUGUCCAAGGUCUUGAGUCGCAAGGAUAAGUGGCUCAAUCCAGAGGACCGCAGUAGUUCGCCAAUCAAGAAAAGCAAGGGCAAGAUCCCGGACAUCGACAAGACGCUGGCUAACUGGCUGCGCAACGAGCAGCACAAAGGCCGCCGUGUGUCGGACGCCGAGAUACAGGAGCAAGCCCGGAUGUACGCCCGUCCCUUCAGGGAGGCGGAGACGAAAAUCAACAACCCCUCGUGGCUCGAGAAAUUCAAGCAAAAGCACGGCAUGGGAGGGCGACUGAUCAGGAGGGCUUCAGAGACCAACAUUCCCAGUGCCGUUGGAAAAUUGUCGACUACAUCCCCAACGCUGGCAAAUUCGCAGCCCACCAGCUCCAUCUCUUCGGCCUCCCCCGUGGCGAAUCACUCGGUGUCGCCCUUUUCGGCUGGGCCUCGGGCAGGGGCGGACGACGAAAAAGACAGUGGCAGCAGCGGAAUGAUGAUGGACUUUUCUGGGCCGUCGUCGAGCACAGCUGGACCGACAUUCAAGUAUCCCUCGACAAACCAGAGCAGCACGUCUCUGAGCAGCGGCGGAUUCGCAUCGGACACUGCAGGCUCGUCCUUUUCUGAAAGUACCAUGAGCCCCACAGGCACAGGGCAAUUCACGUUCUCUCCAGAUCCCAACAUGGGAGGAUUUUUGUCGUCGGAUCACCACUCGCAGGCAAGACACAUUCCCCCUGGGGGACCCAAUUUCCAGAGGCCACGGAGUCAAACGUUUCCGACACUAGACUUGGAGUACAUGAACGACACAUCGAGCCACGAGCACAACGAUCCCAUAACACCCAAGUUCCCACAUGGCCAGCAGGGAGUCCCAUCGACCGCACCAUCCUCGGCAAUCGAGUCGCCAGCUCACGAGUUUGCAUCUGCUGGACCCUUUGGAAUCGACAACACGAUGGCCUCGCCUCACCACCAGGGCCACCACGCGCUUCGGCACAGCAGCAGCGCCAGCAGCUUGCAAGGGCGGCAGCAGCAAGGCGCCGGCGGCACCACGCCCAUUAUCGGAAGCGCCGCCAUGUCCUCGGUCGCCUCGUCUCCCGUCUCGCCCACGCAGGAGGACGCAAGGCGUGCCGCAGACACGCUGCUGUCGUUCAUCGCGAACAGCGGACCAAACGCCUUUGUGGACCAGAGCGACUACAACGCGGUGAUCCGGCUGACGGAGAAGCUGAGGCUGCACCAGCAGGCUCAACAGGCUGCUGCGAGAAGCCAGCAGGGCAUGGGCGGCAUGCAAAUGGGAGGAAUUCCUAUGGGACUAGGCAUGGGCGGCCUGGAUCGGAUCCCCGAGGGGGAUGCCGAGAUGGGAAACACCGGGCAGCACCUGGAGGAUGGGGGCAUGGUCAAGCACGAGGGAACCAUGGUAUGA
Diaporthe citri is the source of this 1899-nucleotide messenger RNA. RefSeq lists its product as uncharacterized. Gene Ontology annotation, cellular component: nucleus. The transcript is spliced from 2 exons. The record is from RefSeq and is a predicted model, not a curated record. NCBI's taxonomy places the organism in Eukaryota, Fungi, Ascomycota, Sordariomycetes, Diaporthales, Diaporthaceae. Gene Ontology annotation, molecular function: DNA binding. The coding region runs from base 1 to 1899 and encodes 632 amino acids.